This is a messenger RNA of Aplosporella prunicola CBS 121167, 1251 nucleotides long. RefSeq lists its product as uncharacterized. The transcript is spliced from 2 exons. Bases 46 to 969 code for a protein of 307 amino acids. NCBI's taxonomy places the organism in Eukaryota, Fungi, Ascomycota, Dothideomycetes, Botryosphaeriales, Aplosporellaceae. The record is from RefSeq and is a predicted model, not a curated record.
UCUUUUUCACGAUUGUCUAGCACCGCAGCUACUUGGUUGCCCAGUAUGAGAUACUUACGCCAAUUACUCGUCGGGCUGAACAUCCUUGUUUUCUUCUUCUCUGCUUGUUCCAGCGCGUCAUACUCGAAUUCUGAGUACUUUUCUUUCCCGCCCAAGAGCAACAAUAUCCCCACUGUGCACGUGGGCGAUACGCUCAGUGUAGAGUGGUCUGCAGUUAACAUCCAGCAAGCCUAUCUCCAGCAUCUCUGCAAUGGCUCUAUCGUCCAAACCAUCCCCUCCCUCUCCGGCAGCGGCCACCAAACCUUUAAAGUCAACGCCUCCUGGACUAGUCCUUGCCUCUGGCGCUACUACAGACAAGAAACCAAAAUCAACUACGUCGAGAGCGGGUACGUCAAGGUCGGCGCUGCUGACGCCUCUGCCUCAUCCGCCACGACAUGGCAGCCCUCUGGCCUGCCCUCCGCGUGCGCGCUGCAGUCGCCUACUUCCGCUGCUACUGAUGACGACGAUGACACGGCAACAUCCGCAUCCGCAUCCAGCACAGACGCGCCUCAAGCCCCCGCUGGUUCCGGCACCGCCUGCGCAGCAUCAGCAAAGCUUACCGCGAGCAUCAGCGACGGCGCAGGCGUCGGCAUCGGCUUCGCGGCCGGCACGGCGGUCGCCGCAGCCUUGACGGCGGGGUUCUGGAGCUAUUGGCAAAGACGGCAGAGGCGGCAGCGCAUGGACGGGGUGCUAGCAGGGGCGAAGGUGUAUGAGGCCGAGGGCGGCAGUAUUGGGGAGGCGGCGCGCGAACUGCCUGAUGAUGCGCAACGGCCUGCUGAGCUGCAGGGGUGGGGCAGACGGGUUGCGGAGAUGGGGGGAGAGGGCCGGAGGGCAGAGUUGGGUUGUGAGGGGGGAUACUCGUACUGGGGUGGGGCUGUGGAAUUGCCGGCGGAAGGGAAGGGUGGAGUGGUGAGCGGAAGGAAUCUAUGAGACUCGUAUUAGAGUGUCUGUUCGUAGGAGCUGGGAGUAAAGCUAGGGUGGUUUUUGGGAUCAUACCAAUGUGCUCGCCUACCCACUUAUCUACGCGCCGGGUAUGCGACCUGUGACCACUUUUUCGUGGGUCUGGGGAAAAGAGUGUGACAAGGGCGAUCAUACUGCCAAAAAUAGAUACCAUCACGCCUCGCAAGCGCCAUGGCGCCUAUCUUCACUCUUCUCCCCUCCCUCAAGCGCAAAAACUAAGGUUUAAACCCAUUAAAAUCAACCACCAUUACU